Syzygium oleosum is the source of this 2573-nucleotide messenger RNA. RefSeq names its product arabinosyltransferase XEG113. The record is from RefSeq and is a predicted model, not a curated record. Gene Ontology annotation, biological process: cell wall pectin biosynthetic process. Bases 260 to 2176 code for a protein of 638 amino acids. NCBI's taxonomy places the organism in Eukaryota, Viridiplantae, Streptophyta, Magnoliopsida, Myrtales, Myrtaceae. The transcript has 13 exons. Gene Ontology annotation, cellular component: Golgi apparatus. Gene Ontology annotation, molecular function: arabinosyltransferase activity.
GACAGAGAGAGACAGAGAUCCAGCAAAGUUCUCUGCAUCACCCCAAAGCCAUUACCUUUUACAGUUCUCUCUCUCUCUCUCUCUCUCUCUCUCUCGGACAUUGUCAUUCGACGGCGAGAGAGUGGAACGAGAAUGGGUUCGAUCGUGUAGGGUUUUAGCUCGAUUACCCUCUUCUUCUUCUUCUUCUUCUUCUUCAGUUGGGGGAGGAGUCGUGACUGGCUGAGCAUUUGCAAGAAUCGCUCGCUGACGGCGGCGGGGGAUGGGGCUGAAGGAUUCGUGCCAGGAGGUGGUGAGCUCGAGGCCGCUGUUCUUGACGAUUUACACCACGGUGAUCGUGGGCAUCGUCCUCUCGUCCCUCUACGUCUUCUCUGCCGUUUACUCCGCCGACAAGUCUUCUCCGGACUCCACUUCCUGGCUCUCCUCUCCUCCCUCUCUCUCAUAUGUAGAUUCGCCCUUAGGUCAAGCAUUCAACUCUUCCCUAGCUACAACAGAUGGUGCAGCAGCACCAGCACCUCCAAGUCAGCAUGGAGAUGCACCGGCGAAUUCUAUAUGGGUCCCACCUAAGAAUUCAAAAAUGCCUUCUUUGCAGACCUUUCGGUUGACAAAGGAAUUGGUAGAGCAAAGGGUGAAGGAUAAUGUAAUCAUAGUAACUUUUGGCAAUUACGCGUUCAUGGAUUUCAUCCUCUCUUGGGUUAAGCACUUGACUGAUUUGAAUCUCUCCAAUCUCCUAGUUGGUGCAAUGGACACAAAACUGCUGGAGGCUUUGUAUUGGAAAGGCAUUCCAGUUUUUGACAUGGGAAGUCAUAUGAGCACGGUAGAUGUUGGCUGGGGUACCCCUACAUUUCAUAAAAUGGGGAGAGAAAAAGUCAUUCUCAUAGAUGCUAUCCUACCCUUUGGGUAUGAGUUAUUGAUGUGUGAUACUGAUAUGGUUUGGUUAAAGAAUCCCCUUCCAUAUCUUGCUCGAUAUCCUGAAGCAGAUGUUUUGACUUCAAGUGAUCAAGUUGUACCAACAGUUGUUGAUGACAGGCUGGAUAUUUGGCAACAAGUUGGUGCUGCAUACAAUAUUGGAAUUUUCCACUGGAGGCCAACAGAAUCUGCCAAAAGAUUGGCUAAAGAAUGGAAAGACAUGCUUCUAGCUGAUGAAAAGAUAUGGGAUCAAAAUGGCUUCAACGAUAUUGUUCGCAGGCAGUUAGGACCAGCUGUUGAUGGGGAUGAUGGGCUUGUAUAUGCUUUUGAUGGAAGUCUGAAGCUGGGAGUAUUGCCUGCAAGCAUUUUUUGCAGUGGCCAUACAUAUUUUGUCCAGGCAAUGUAUCAACAGCUCAGGUUAGAGCCAUAUGCAGUGCAUACCACAUUCCAGUAUGCAGGCACUGAAGGGAAACGUCACCGCUUGCGAGAGGCAAUGGUAUUUUAUGAUCCACCGGAGUAUUAUGACACACCAGGAGGUUUCUUAUCAUUUAAGCCGUCUAUUCCAAAGAGUUUAUUACUGGAUGGAGACCAUACCAUUGACACACAUUUUACUCUGAUCAAUUAUCAGAUAAAACAAAUAAGGACGGCACUUGCAAUCUCUUUGGUGUUAAACCGUACACUGAUUAUGCCUCCACUAUGGUGUAGAUUGGAUAGGCUGUGGUUUCCCCACCCAGGGGUUCUGGAAGGAUCUAUGACUAGGCAACCCUUUAUAUGCCCUUUGGACCACGUAUUUGAGGUCAAUGUCAUGUUAAAGGAAAUGCCAGAGGAUGAAUUUGGCCCUGGGAUCAACAUUAGGGAGUAUUCUCUCCUUGACAAUACAUUGAUGCCCAAAGAGGUAAAAGAAUCAUGGCUUGAUGUUAAGUUUUGUCAAGGAGGAACAAAAGAUUGUGAAGUAACCAAUAGCACCGGCUCUCCAAGAGUGAUCAGAUUACCAAAGCGCAGCAACGAAGAAACGCUGAAGAUGGUGUUCUCCUCCUUCAAGGACAUCAAAGUCAUUCAGUUCUCUUCUAUGCAAGAUGCUUUUGAAGGUUUUACUGACCAGAAAAUGGAAGAACAAUUUAGGAAUCGUGUCAAGCGGUAUGUGGGUAUUUGGUGCUGCACGGCGGAUCAUGUGCCGGGUCAUAUAUAUUAUGAUAUGUACUGGGAUGAGAAAUCUGGUUGGAAGCCUGUGCCGCCUCAAACUUCAGCUGACGAUCACCCAAAUUGGUGAGGCCUAACCACGCGACUUGAGUCGUGGUUGAUGCCCACAAAAUUAUGACUUUCAGGUUGACUUGGUUCGUCGUCAAACUUGCAGAAUGCCAACGUACACAAAAUCCCAGAAGGUACUUCCAUCUAGAAGUCAUUUUUGGCAUACAGAAACAAGUUAAGGAUUUUCCUCAUUGUACAAGAUUAGAAGUAGGAAUUUUGACACACAAUGAGCCUAAUGACUUGUCCUGAAAAAAAGAAUAAUGGGGAAUACAGGAGAAUUGUAACUGCAAAGCCUUUUACUAGGGUUCAACUUUUUUCUUUUUGUAAUUUUUUACAAUAGCAGAUACCUAGCAUAAUGUUUGGUUCAAUUACAAAACGGCAUCUGCUAAUAAAGCGUAUGUAUUCAUUCUCACUUUCAA